GAGGAAGGAAAAUUUGUAAGAUUGGCUAUUAAUUUGGAAAGAAAAUAUGAUCUCCCAAUGGGUUAAAAAGUCUCAAAGCUUAGAAAACGGUAUAGCACUGAUCAAUCAGCUGGAAGAUACAAAAUUUGAUCAGUUUUUACGCAGAAUCGUGGCUAAAUGCAAAUUACAGGACAAUGAAAUUUUUACAGAAGAGGAGAAAGUAAAGCUCGAGAAGAUUUUCAAGAUGAAUGAGGAGAAGUUGCUACUUACAAUAAAAACUAUAAUUUAUCUGUUUAAAAAAAUGUUAAAAUUCUUAUUUAUGCCAGCCAACCUUAAACUAGAUUUAAAUAAUAUAGGCCUUAACUGUGAAAAAGCAGAUGUUUUUGUUAAAGUGUGGUCUACAGAAACACGAAUAGCAUUGGAUGAACUUGGAACAGAAAAAAUUAAUGACUCUGUUGAUUCUUUGACUUUUCCAUGGAAAUUAAAUGCUGAACUGAGCUCUGACUUUCACAAGAAGUGUAAAGUGCCUAAAACAUAUUUUACUUUUGCAAGAGAAGAAGAGGAACUUGAAUUAGAACUCAGUCAUCCAGAUGUUUACUCAGUAUUUCUUCAAUUUGAGUUGAUCCAAAAUGAGUUAGACAAUUUAAUGUAAAUAAAGACAAAUAUAUUUUUUUUUCAUUUAAAGAUGCAAUAUUGAUAAUAUAAGUGUAGUUUUAUCCCAUAAAAUAUCUUCAAUAUAUUAGUUCCAUCUAUACAUAAAUUGUAAAUGAAGAACUUAUAGGUGGUGCUCAAUCAUAAUAUUGUUGGUCGUGCAGACAAAAACGGAAAUUUCAAUUAACAGACAGCCCUUUAACUUGAUUUGAACUGGCGACAAACGGCGAUUGCAUUGCUGCUGUUUAAACCUUGCGGUCACGCAGCAUAUAGGUACUACCUAUAUAUGUUUGCGAAAUUUCCAAAUAGGUAUACUUGGCACAAGGAUUUUUUAAGUUUGUU
This is a messenger RNA of Chilo suppressalis (striped riceborer), 972 nucleotides long. Lineage: Eukaryota; Metazoa; Arthropoda; Insecta; Lepidoptera; Crambidae. The record is from the annotation of a GenBank genome assembly.